Molecule: messenger RNA, 1783 nt
Organism: Hordeum vulgare subsp. vulgare (domesticated barley)
Lineage: Eukaryota; Viridiplantae; Streptophyta; Magnoliopsida; Poales; Poaceae
Exons: 2
Coding region: 146-1567 (473 amino acids)
Molecular function (GO): protein binding
Source: RefSeq, a predicted model, not a curated record
CGAGGCUCCCUCCAUUUCCCUCUAAAAAAAGCUCCCUCCUCCACGAGACACGGAGGCAUCCCCGGCCGGCGCCGCCAUCGUCCGUCCACCCCGAACGGCGCCCUCUCCUCCGGCAGCUCGCUCCUCCUUGCCCACUGGCGGCGGCAUGGAUUGCCCCAAGCGGAGCGCGAGCGCCGACCUCCCCGAAGACUCCUUGGUGGAGGUCCUCGCGCGCGUCCCCGCCAGGUCCGUCUACCGCUCCAAGUGCGUCGCGAAGGCCUGGCGCAACCUCAUCGAAGAUCCCCUCCACCGCAAGAAGCUCCCCCAAACCCUGCAAGGCUUCUUCUUCAUUGGCAAAGAGACCCACAGGCAGCGCGUCGGCUUCACCAAUCUGCUUGCUAGAUCCGUGCCUCCCCAGAUCGACCCUAGCCUCUCCUUCCUGAAGAAAUUGCCCGGGAUUGGGACUCUCAGCUUCUUGGAUUCUUGUAACGGGCUCCUCCUCUUCAAGCACAAAAAGAAGCCACGGCCAUAUAAACUAUUGGGCUAUGUCGUAUGCAACCCCGCCACGAAGCAGUGGGCGGAGGUGCCCAGAUACGGUCCUCCGGAUCCGGAGUAUGCUCGGUCCCCAGACAGAUACAGCUAUUUGGUUUUUGAUCCGACCGUCUCCUCUCACUUCCACCUUGUCCAGUUCGGCUGGGAGUUUGCGGAGUUGGUGAAGAUUGAGGAGGAGGGGUUCAUGGUGGAUGAGGAUGAGGAUGGGGAUGGGGAUGACGAGGGAAAUGAUGAUUAUGUUCCUGAUCAUUGGAAACACGAUGGUUAUGUUCCUGAUUAUUGGGAACUUCGUCAUCAGCAACGUUAUAAUCCCAAUAUUUAUAUUCCUGAUUAUAUACAUUCUGAUGACGAUAAUGAUUGUGAUGAAGAGAAUGAAGAUGAUGGUGGAGAUGUGUCCCGCACAUCAGUGCAAGUCUACUCCUCUGAGACUGGUAAGUGGACUCACAUGCAAAGCGACUGGAGUCCAAUCCAAAGUGACUGGGACAAACAUGAUUUGGAAGGAUGGCGUCUCCAGGGCUCAGAACUUGAGAGCUCCUGUUGUGCUGUUCUCAACAGCAUGCUGCAUUUCACAAUCUUGGAUCAGAUUGUUGUUGUUGAUGUGCAAGGGGUGACACGAAAGAUCAUCACAGUGCCGAAGAUGGCUGAGAGGAGCCACCGACCGAACCCUGGUUAUAUUGCUCAAUCACAGGGGCGCCUGCAUUACAUCAAUCAAGCAUCUGAUGCUGAACUGUCCAUCUGGGUUCUUGAGAACUAUGAUACUCAAGAUUGGGUCCUGAAGCAUACUGUGAGCUUUGUGGAGCUGUUCACAAAAAAGAGUUGCACAGUUGACAAAAAUCACUACAAUGUGGUUGCCAUGCAUCCAGAUGGAAAUGUUGUUUUCAUUGUUCUAUAUCGGAACCAAAAGCUAAUAUCAUAUGACAUGGACCAUAAGCUAGUGAGUAUUAUCAGGACAUUCAGGAACGAACCUCCAGAUAUGCAUGUUGUACCUUAUGUUCCCUGUUUCUCUGAGUCACCGGCACUCCCAAAUAAGCACUGAAUGUGCUGCGUCCAUCUACGCAGAAGGUAGCAACUUGGUUAGAUCUAGUAUAAUUAGUUGAUCUAUUAUGCCCAUGGUUGGAUGUAUCCUUCUCAUGCUUUUGGUCUAAGUAAUAGUGCAAGGAGUUGAGACAUUCUUGUAAGGUUGUUUCAUGUAUGCUAGAUUAUUAAAUGAUGUUGCCCAAGUUGCAUAUAAGUUUAGUGUUUAAGUUUCAAA